AACAUUUCUAACCUAAAAGUCAACGCUUCCUUCUCUCUCUUCAACUUUCUCUCUCUACUUCAUAUCUUUCUUGUUUUUCUUAUUCUCUAUCUUUCUCUUGCCAAUGAAAUAAUAUCACUGCAACUCACAAAUAAAUAAAUAAAAAGAUACAAUCUUCUCAUUUAUCUUGCACAAAGAUUCAAUCUUUGUAUCAGUUUCUUGAAUUUCAGCUCAAUGGGUAAUAAACUCACGGUGUGUUUCACCGGAGAAUCUCGCCGGCGACAAGAAAACAAAACAGUUUUCUUCUCCGACCCACUAGACGAAGGCCUCGGCCACUCUUUCUGCUAUGUCAGACCCGACCCAACAACCCGAAUUUCCUCCUCUAAAGUCCACUCAUCAGAAGAAGAAACUACAGCAGCCACCGCCGCCACCGCCACAACUUUCCGGUCAAUCUCCGGCGCUUCAGUCAGUGCCAACACAUCAACUCCUCUCUCCACAGCUUUUAUUGAUCCUUACGUUUACAACACAAUUGACAGAGCUGCAGCUUUCGAAAGCUCAACUUCCUUCGCUUCAAUUCCUCUCCAGCCAAUCCCAAGAAACUUAAUCGGGUCGUCAUUCAAUUCGGGUCCUCUGAUUCCGGGUUAUGGCUUUACAAUACCCGGGUCAGGUCCUCUAGAGAGAGGGUUCAUGUCGGGUCCAAUUGAAAGAGGGUUCAUGUCGGGUCCUCUGGAUCCCGGGCUAUUCUCGGCUCCACUGGAAAAGGGUCAUUACGACAGUAAUAAUCAUAGUAACGGUAAUAACAACAUGAGUCAGUUUAAAAGAAGUUACUCUCACGGCGGCUUUGCCUUAAAGCCCAGAUCGGUAAAAAGGUCACUGAUUCAAGUUUUACAGCGAGCAAUCUCGAAAACAUUGUUAUCCCGCGGUCAAAAUUCAGUAGUUACUCCGAUUAAAAACGGCGUUAAAGAUCAAGAUUGGAUUUUCAGUCAAGAAAAACAGCACCAGCUUCAUAACGAGAAUACAGUUAAUAGUAGUUUGAAUUUGAGUAGUGAAGGUAGUUUGUUAUUAGAUGAUGAUGAUUCUUCAAUAGAUUUUCAUCAUAAUAAUCUUCAAUGGGCUCAGGGUAAAGCUGGGGAGGAUCGUGUGCAUGUUGUUGUAUCGGAGGAACAUGGUUGGGUUUUUGUUGGGAUUUAUGAUGGAUUUAACGGCCCUGAUGCUCCUGAUUUUCUCUCUACUAAUCUUUACUCUGCUGUGCAUAAGGAGCUUAAGGGUUUAUUAUGGGAUGAUGAUGAUCAGUUUGUUGAGUCUGUUAAACUCUCUGCUCCUGCUUCCUCUCCUGUGAGAUCAGGAGGUGCUAAUUCGAUUGAUUCGAGAUUCGGAACUUGCGAAAAUGAUAAUUGUUUGCGGUGUUUAGAUCAGGAAAAUCAUCCUUGUGUGAGCCAAGAUGGGAAUUCGGAUUCGGGUUUUAAGCGGAGAAGGAGUCGGAAUUCGAGGGGGAAGUAUCGAGGGGCUGCGAAGAAAUGGGAAGAGAAUCAGAUGAAAUGGAAGUGUGAAUGGGAUAGAGAAAGAUUAGAGCUUGAUAGAAGGUUAAAGGAGCAAUUGAAUCUAUCUCGAGCUCGAUCCGAUGAUCGAGCUAUUAAUCAUGCCGAUGUUUUGAAAGCGUUGUCUUUAGCGUUGAAGAAAACAGAGGAGUCGUAUUUGGAUAUUACGGAUAGGAUGCUGAUGGAGAAUCCGGAGUUGGCUUUGAUGGGUUCUUGUGUUCUUGUGAUGUUAAUGAAGGGUGAAGAUGUGUAUUUGAUGAAUGUGGGUGAUAGUCGAGCUGUGUUAGGGCAAAAGGCGGAGCCGGAUUACGGAUUAGGGAAAAGCAGACAGGAUUUGGAGAGGAUAAGUGAGGAGACAUUGCAUGAUCUUGAAUCUUAUGAAUGUGAAAGAUUGAGUUCAAUUGCCAAUUUGAAUGCCUCUCAGCUUACUGUUGAUCAUAGCACCAAUGUGGAAGAGGAAGUUCACAGAAUAAAAAAAGAGCAUCCAGAUGAUGCUUCGGCUUUGUUGAAUGACCGCGUAAAAGGCUCAUUGAAAGUCACAAGAGCUUUUGGUGCUGGCUUUCUGAAGCAGCCUAAAUGGAAUGAUGCUCUUCUAGAGAUGUUCAGAAUUGAUUACGUCGGUGUUUCUCCAUACUUAAACUGUCUGCCAUAUCUCCGCCAUCAUAGACUCGGUCCGAAAGACAGAUUUCUGAUACUUUCAUCUGACGGACUUUACCAAUACCUAACAAACGAAGAAGCUGUCAAUGAAGUUGAGCUUUUCAUCACAUUACAACCUGAAGGAGAUCCAGCUCAGCAUCUCGUCGAAGAAGUGUUGUUCCGUGCGGCUAAAAAAGCAGGUAUGGAUUUUCACGAGUUGCUUGAAGUACCGCAAGGUGAUCGACGGAGAUAUCACGAUGAUGUUUCGAUCAUAGUAAUUUCGUUAGAGGGGAGGAUAUGGAGAUCAUGUGUAUAAGUAGAGAAAACCACAAGCUAUGUAGCACGAACACGGAUACAAAAAAACUGGGACACUUGGACAUAGGCAUGGAAAAGGGUGAUAUUUUCAGGCUUCAUAUGUUAAAAAUUAAGUUCCAUGUCCAAAAUGCCGAGUUUCCGACUCGUUUCUGAAGCGGAAAACGUUGAUUGCAUGAAGUGGUUGUGCUACUAAGAUAUAGGAAAAAAAAACUGAGGCAUAUCAAUUUUGCCAUUUUUAUCUCUUAAUUUCUUUCUUCUUUUCCCUGAAAACAUCAUCUGCAACAGCAAUUGGGGGUGGUGAGGGAGUGUAAAGUUGUAAAAGCAAGGUUCUUGUUAAAUUAUAAACUGUCAUAUAGAAAAAUGAAAUUGUAAUUUUGUACUAAUAAAUGACAUUCCUUUUGAAAA
Messenger RNA from Mercurialis annua (annual mercury), 2873 nucleotides. Its product is annotated as probable protein phosphatase 2C 4. The record is from RefSeq and is a predicted model, not a curated record. The transcript is spliced from 4 exons. Gene Ontology annotation, biological process: protein dephosphorylation. Gene Ontology annotation, molecular function: protein serine/threonine phosphatase activity. Lineage: Eukaryota; Viridiplantae; Streptophyta; Magnoliopsida; Malpighiales; Euphorbiaceae. The coding region runs from base 214 to 2469 and encodes 751 amino acids.